Molecule: messenger RNA, 658 nt
Organism: Amphimedon queenslandica
Lineage: Eukaryota; Metazoa; Porifera; Demospongiae; Haplosclerida; Niphatidae
Product: deleted in malignant brain tumors 1 protein-like
Exons: 4
Cellular component (GO): membrane
Source: RefSeq, a predicted model, not a curated record
UCAUCCCAGCAAUACGGUGCUGUAGAUGUUUGUCUCAAUGGUGCUUGGGGUAGUAUUUGUAGUGAUUACUGGGAUAACAACGAUGCCAGUGUCAUAUGCAGGCAGCUAGGAUAUUCUCCUUACGGUGCAUUGGGUCCUGCUGUUACACAAACAUCAUCCUCUACCCCAUCUCAUAAUAUCAUUGACCUUAACUGUACUGGCCAAGAGAGCAGUAUACUGGACUGUCCCUUUAAUGGACUGAUUGGCCAAUAUUCUUGCUCUAACACAAGAGAUGCUAAUGUGUAUUGUCAAGAUUCAAACUUAGUUACGUAUAAUAACUGUACUGAUGGACAAAUGAGAUUAGUGAAUGGUUCUAACGAGUAUCAAGGGAGAGUUGAAGUGUGUGUGAAUAGUGCUUGGGGUACAGUUUGUUCUACUAGCUGGUCCAGCACUGAUGCUAAAGUUGUUUGUAGAUACAUGGGAGCACUAACAAUUGGUUACCAAUAUAGUAGUGUCACCACUUAUGGUUUUAACUAUGGUCAUGGGCCAAUACUUUUGGGAUAUCUUUAUUGUUCAGGACAGGAACAAUCUUUGAUUGACUGCAAUCAAAAUUAUUAUUCAACAAACUCUGCUUNCACUUGUAAGCAACAUAGAUAUGAUGCUGCUGUCAUAUGUGAAC